ACCUGCCAAAACACAGAUUAAACUUUGACAUUUUUCACAUGGUUAACAUGGCUUAUUAUUUACGUAAAAAACUUUAAUGAAAAUAUUACAUACCGUACACAACGUACCGGCACAUAUCAACAAUUAGUAUGAGAACUAGAAAAGAGUAACAACUUUCUACAUUUUACUUUUUUGUCCCGACUAUCAAUUAUUACGGCUGCUGAGAACAAUGGAUUCCAGUGAUGAAAUUCUAUCAUUCCUAGAUUUAUUGGAUCUAGACGAGGAGCUGAUAGAUAAAAGAUUAAAUUCUAUAAUGCUAAGAAUUAACCACAGCAACGACCAUUUGAAGAAUGCACUUCAACUAUUACAAUAUAAACAUUUAAUAAACACUCGUGAAGAUUCAGAAUGUGAAAAUAAACGAGAAUGUGAUUUUGUUGUACAGCUCAUUCAGAACGCACAUGAUGAAAACCUAAAAUAUAUUUGUAAGAUACUUAAAAUUGUGCUUAGAUUAAAUCCAUCAACUAUAGUGAGUAAAUCUGAACAUAUACUACAACAGAUAUUAUCGAACAUGGCGCUGCCAGAUAAGCCAGAAACAGAAUUUAAUGAUAAUAAUAAAAAUAUAAUUCUGAACUUAGAAAUCACAAACAGUAUAUUAGAUGCGGUAAUCAGUUCAAAUGAAAAAAUAUCAUUGUUAUUUUUAACAAAUCCUUUAGAAAACAUUUUGUACUGUAAUAAUGAUAAAGUAAAGUUUUAUUUUCUAACUAGUACAGUACCUAAGUUAUUUGAAUGCAUACUAGGCUACAGAAUAUUGGAUCGCAUAUGGGAUCACAUAACAAUAUUACAACUUAAUAACAAUGAGGCUUGCCUGAAAAUUAUGAGUUGUCUGUCUGAUUAUUACUUACCUAGUUUUGAUGCACAAGGAAAUGCAAAAUUUGAAUCAGUCAUUGCAAUGAAAAGUGAAUUCUGGAGUAUGAUAUUAUUGGGUUUAAAUUCAAAUGACACUUCAAUUAGAAGAAUUGCAAUUUACCUUGGUAAAAGGGCUAUAGAUAACUUGAUGUUUCUAAAAAUGGAUUUCAGAGCUAGUAAUGACGAUUUUAUAAUAUUCUUCUGGGAACACAAAAAUGCCAUAACUCACAAGAAAAAUUGGGAAAAUUAUUUCAUUCUUAUUGAGAGUCUAGAAGAAACUCAAAGCAAUAUUGUAUUACCCUCGAUUCAACUAUUUGAUAGCUUAAAGCAUAUUGGCAACCAUUGGCUGAACUGUUGUUUCAACAUAGGCUUGAAACAUGACAAUACUGAAGUAAGAUUGAGAUGUAUUGAAAACAGAUUAAAAGUGAAAUUUUGUUCAAGGAAUGAGGCCAUAACUUUACUAGAAGCUCUUAAUGAUUUAAAUAUUUACCACAACUCCAAAGAGUACAGAUUAUUAAAAGAAAGUAUAUCAAAAUGUUUGUUAGACAGUGAUUGUCUUGAGAGCGUAAUUAAUGUAAUACCGAAUAUUAAAUGGUCACCAGUACCAUUGUAUCAUUUAAGUUAUGUCUUAGGGGAGAUCAAAUUACAAAAUCCAGUCAAUUUUAGAAUUUUUUGUGAUAAAAUCAAAGAGAUAUUAAAAUUACAUUGUACAAAUAUACCUAUAAGAAAAGCGGUCUAUAUAAACAUAUCACAUUUCAUAGCUAAUAACUGUUAUGGUAUUGAUUGGGAAAGUUAUGGUAAUAUCUACCCAUUGUUUCAUUUCGAAUUAUUUGAAAAUCAAAGUUUAAACACUAAUCCAUUUAUCUUGUUAGUUAAUACAAUGUCAGUAGAAAAAGAUGAAGAACAUGAUUUUUUUAAAUUCAUUACAAAAUCAUAUGAAAAUAUUGAUUUUGCUUUGUUAUAUUUAAAACAAAAUGACAAAAACAGGGAUAUAUUUAUUGAAGAAAUAGCCUCAAAAUUGAAGAAUGUAGGAGAAGUGAUCUCUCGACAAUAUUGUGAUAAACUAGAAUGCUUUCGAGAUGUAAUAUAUUUAAUAAAUAUCCACACUAAGACAUUGAAAGAUGAGAACAGUUUUAUGAAAACUUUAAAUAUGAUGAUAUCAAAAGAAUAUUCAGUAAUAUUACAUUACAUAUUAGAACUUCUAAUGAGUGACGUGGUUUUGAGCAUAGAAGAAUUGAAAGUUCUUUUAAAAGAUCAGACUAUAAUGAUAUACAAUACUGAUAAUAACUGUGCUCACAUUCUUCUGCACCUUUUCAAAAGUUCAAUUUUACUGCUGAAUGACGAAAAUACAAAUAUUUUUAAAAAAGCUUUCUCUCUGACAGUAAUCGAUUGUUUGGUCUUUGAAAAUUUGGCAAAUAAUUCUGUACUACUUAAUCAUGUCGAUAAUAUUUUAACUGAAGUGGAAAUUGUUAAAUUUGGAGAAAUGGAUACUAUAAAUAAUGCUGAAAACGUAAGUAAGUUCAAAAAUAUAUUCCAUGAAGAAUCAUGUAUUUUAAUAUACAAAAUUAUGAAUAAGAAAAUUCUGAAUGUAAAAACAAUAGUAAAAUAUGUUGAAAAAGUGAUUGACUGUGGAGGAUAUGGCUGUCUCAAAUGGAUUUUAAAAAUUAUUAAAAAAGUUUUGAAGAAACUGCUCAAUGAUGAUACAAUUCAGUUCGAUAUACCGCAGUUUCUUAACAGAUCAUGGAAAGAAAUUGAAGAAUUGAAGUCAAAUAGUCAGUACACACCAUGUAUAGAAGAAUUUGUGAACAUUAUUACUGAUGAUGAUUUACUAAUGAAGUUAUCAAACAAUAUAAUUGUAUUUUAUUGCAGUAAGAUAAUAGAAUAUGGACCAGCGAGAAAUAUUUCACUAUAUUUUCUGACAAGGCAGUUGAAUAAAAAAGAAAUUUUAACAUCAGAACUAGUGUAUGUUAUAUGUGAAAUUCUGCUAUACAAUCCUGUACUUAAAAAGGAUCAGAGUUUGUUGCAGGACUAUAGAAAAUAUUGAAAUUGAUAUUAAGAAUAAUGGAAAAUUUAAAUUGAAAGAUAAAAGCUUCCGCAAUCAUCACAACUACGAAAUACAGUACCUGGCGUUGUCUACUCUAAGUAAAAUAAAUGACUUGGAAACGCUAAAAAUAAUUAUCAACAUUUUCAUGAAUAAAAUGAAUGAAGUGUUCAAGAAUAAAGUCAGAUAUCACGGCAAUUCUCAGACGCACAGGCUCAUCGCGACGGCUCUACAGAAUACACUGUUCAUUGCGUUGUUAGAUUCGAGAACAAUCGACGAUGGCGCAAUGGAUUGGUGUUUGAAACUAUUAGGAAAAUUACCUCAUCAAGCCAGUGUUAAAAUCUAUCUUGAAUGGCAUAUUUCUUUAUGUUUGUAUUUGAAGAAAAUUAUUCUCAAUGAGGACUUACAAAAACUCCUUGGCUCGUACAAUAUCCCAAUAUCAUCACAGUUCAUGAUAUUGUACUGGUUAAUGAAACGCAAAUUGUCGACAAAACGAUUCGUUAACGACGAAUAUGAUUUUGUGAUGGACACUUUGCUGUCGCACACUAUGGGACAGAUGUUCAACACCAGACUCCACGCUCAAUAUCUAGCCGCAGACUUGUAUCGGCGUAACGAGAUUCACGCAGCCAAAUACGAAUACACAAUUCGAGUCAUAGAAAAAACGUUUGCCGAAAGUAAAAGAGACAAGAACUUUCUGAAACUGAAAAACGAUUAUUUUGUUAAUAAUUUCGAUAUAAUCAAUAAUCUAACACCGUAUUUCAUUUAUGAAUGUUCAUCGAAAUUAUCUGACGCUACUCUCAAUGAGGUAAAAGAUUUGGAAACAGUAAAACAUCAAUUGAAUGUUAUUAAUGAAAAUAUAAAAAUAGAUAUGGGUGACGAUUUGAAAACUGAGUGGCUACGGGGACAUGCGUCUGACGAAGAAUUUGAAGAAUACGAACGUAUUUGUGUGUUAAAUCAAAGGGAAGACUACAGUAAGGAAUGUGUGGGAACAAUACAGAAGAAAUAUAUACCGUGGAAGAAUAUGAGUGAUGUUAACUCGUAUGAUCACAGCAAAAAGAAAGAGAUCAUCGGAGACUUGAUAGUGGUAGCUUCUUUAGUAGAUAAAUUGCCGAACUUGGGCGGCAUGGCCCGGACCAGCGAGGUGUUCGGGGUGAGGAGCUACGUGGUGGGCAGUCUGCGGCACCUCCAGGACAAGCAAUUCCAGGGAUUGAGUGUGUCAGCCGAGCGAUGGAUAGACGUUGAGGAAGUGAGACCCGGUCAGCCUCUGAAAGAGUUUCUGGCCAACAAGAAGUCGGAAGGUUACUCUGUGGUGGCAGCCGAGCAAACGUCGACCAGCGUCAAACUGGAAAGCUUUAAAUUUCCAAAGAAAACUGUUUUAUUACUCGGACACGAGAAGGAAGGCGUGCCGUGCGACCUGCUGCCGCUCAUGGACCAGUGCGUGGAGAUCCCGCAGCGCGGCGUCGUGCGCUCGCUCAACGUGCACGUCGCCGCCGCCAUAUUCGUCUGGGAGUACACCAGGCAAAACGUCUUGUGACCUCAACACUGCAAUACGAAAUAAACGAUUGUAUAUAUAU
Bombyx mori (domestic silkworm) is the source of this 4500-nucleotide messenger RNA. Its product is annotated as probable methyltransferase TARBP1. NCBI's taxonomy places the organism in Eukaryota, Metazoa, Arthropoda, Insecta, Lepidoptera, Bombycidae. The coding region runs from base 2850 to 4460 and encodes 536 amino acids. The transcript has 8 exons. Gene Ontology annotation, molecular function: tRNA (guanine) methyltransferase activity; RNA binding. The record is from RefSeq and is a predicted model, not a curated record. Gene Ontology annotation, biological process: tRNA methylation.